Exophiala spinifera is the source of this 1518-nucleotide messenger RNA. RefSeq lists its product as uncharacterized. Gene Ontology annotation, molecular function: aspartic-type endopeptidase activity. The record is from RefSeq and is a predicted model, not a curated record. The transcript has a single exon. Gene Ontology annotation, cellular component: fungal-type vacuole. Bases 1 to 1518 code for a protein of 505 amino acids. Lineage: Eukaryota; Fungi; Ascomycota; Eurotiomycetes; Chaetothyriales; Herpotrichiellaceae. Gene Ontology annotation, biological process: proteolysis.
AUGUUGUCAUUCCCCGUCCUCCUGCUGUUCUCCAGCACCGUCUCGGCGACACACCUCGCCCUCCACCGCCGGGCAUCCAACAGCAACAAUGCACCUGGCAAAGAUGCAUCAACGCUCACGAGCACCCUCUUCAACACCGUCUUCGACGUCCACAUCACCAUCGGCAGUCAAAUUGUCCCGGUGCUCGUCGACACGGGCAGCAGCGACACAUACGUUAUGCGCCAAUCCUUCACCUGCAUCAACAAAACCACCAACGCCAUCAUCCCACGGUCAUCGUGCCUGUACGGCCCGACCCUCUACGACCCGGGGGCGAGCCAGACAUACCAAGCCAUCUCGAACGAAUCCUUCGGCGUUGUCUACGGCGCGGGCAUCGCCUCGGGUCUCAUGGCCACCGAAACGAUCACUCUCGGCGACUUGACGGCCCACAACGUCACGGUCGGGGUCGCAGACACAUCGACGCCCAUGGGCGACGGUCUCAACGUCGGCCUUCUGGGCCUGGCGUACCCGGCCCUCACGUCGGCGCAUCCGGGACCCAUAUCCAACACGCCCAACGACACCUUCUACGCGAACCGCCUGCCGUACGACCCCAUAGUCUUUACGAUGCGCGACCAGGGCCUUCUCGAGUCUCCGAUCUUCUCCAUCGCCCUGGCGCGGACGCCGCAGAACGACUCGACGGGUUUCGGCGGGUACCUGUCCCUGGGCAGGCUACCGCCCGUGCAGCACGACGCAGCCUUCACCACGGUCCCCGUGGAAAUCACUUCCGUCAUACCGCUCAACGCCACCUCCGGCCAAAGGGUGAGGUCAUACUGGACGCUCAGCGUGUCGGAUGUCGUCGUUCGCAACACUUCGAGCCCCUCCGGCGUGUCCUCCCUGCUGGCUGGGACGACCAAUGCGUCUCUCGCGGAUGCAAACACCACGACGACGAACACGUCGUUCCAAGCGUUCGUCGACUCGGGGAACGACUUCACCUUCCUUCCAGGCCCGGCGGUGUCGCAGAUCAGCUCCCUCUUCUCCCCGCCGGCCGUCUACGAUCCGACGAGCCAACUGUACGUCGUAGACUGCGCGGCCGUGGCGCCGCAGAUCGGCGUGACCAUAGGCAACGACACCUUUUUCCACGACGGACGAGAUUUGAUUUACCAGACCGGCGAAGGGGCCGACGGACUAUGCGUGUCGAGCAUCGCGAGUGCAGACAGCGUUGCCAUCGGGGAGAUAAGCAUAAGCAUCCUCGGUGUGCCGUUUAUGAAAAACGUGGUUUCCGUCUUCGACAUCGGCAACAACGUGAUGAUUUUCGCCAAGUUGAAGGGAGACGUGACGCAGGGCGGCAGCGGCAGCACCGACGGGAGCAGUGGCGGGAAUGGCACCGGCACCGGCACCGGCACCGGCAACAGUACCGCGGUGCCCAACGCAGCGACAGGUGUUUACUCGUUCAAACCUCAAUCUGGAGGACACUUCCUCCUGAUGCACGUGGCCAUCGCUGUGUCGGCCGUAUGUGUUGGGCUGGGCAGUCUGUCGCUCUAA